AUGUGCCUUGGUCCAACCAAUAGUACUUUGCAUUUAGACACGGGUUUGGUUGAUUCUCGCGCGGACCUGGGUAUCAAUGGCCAAGAUCGCACUCAAUGGAGGAAGAAAAUGAGUUGCGUGCCUAUCACAACAGAUGGUUAUAUCAGAGCCGUAAGGUCUGAUGCAGAUCAAGAUGGAGAGUUCUCGCCUAUCCCAGCUUUAUCUGUGCCGGAUGCUACAUUGACGUUGAUUUUUGCUACCUUUUUCCUGUCGUACUUGGAACCCAGCGAUGACGCUUGGUUAUCCGCGCACACAGAGGUCGACGUAGAUAUCCUUAUAGCCAGCAAUUCGGACGACACAGUCUUGAAAACCUACAGUCAAGACCAGCAAGUAUCUGUUUUAGCUUGCCGGGAACAGCAGCAGAUCUGUAAUCCUACGAGACAUUCGAAUAAUACAUCCGUUUGCACACCCUUUCGCUCCGUCUCUCACGACUUUACUCGGGACUUGGAAGAUGUUUUGGACAAUGGCCAUCAAUUAAUGAUCGCAAAAACGCUCUUGGACGUCGCCCCUGGAUUAUCUUUCCCUGAUGACAUUGUUCGUUCACCCCUGCUGGCGGAAGACUUGGCCGGACUUCCAUUGUCAGCUCCACUAGCCCCAAAUCAAUGGGUACUGGAAGUGGAACAUUGGUUUACAAUCGGCCUGGCUAACUUGCAACGCCUUAUGCUAGACAUUGUCACGGGCCCUUCUUCCAGUCAGUACUUACAGUUUAUUCCUCAAAAUCAAGCCGACAAUGAUACGGACUUACACUGGAUGUGUGGAAAUCAAAUCAUAAGGCGUAGCGACUAUUCAAAUUUCCGUACUUGUUCGAUCAGUCUGAUCUUCGGUUUUGGACUUCUCAUAUAUGUGGCCAAUCAAAGCUUGGAGACAGUUGUUGGCUGGUUAAGGUUCAAGUGGAGGGCUGGGAGGUCGAGGCAGCGAGCGUGGUGGGCUGAAGGGACGUUGCAGUUGCAACGGCGAGUAUUUGAGAGUAUGGGAAUUCUCAACUGGGAAGUUGAUGAGUGGGACAGAAUACCCGUCACUGAGGAGUGUAGGAUUGGUUGA
Messenger RNA from Mollisia scopiformis, 1080 nucleotides. RefSeq lists its product as uncharacterized. The record is from RefSeq and is a predicted model, not a curated record. NCBI's taxonomy places the organism in Eukaryota, Fungi, Ascomycota, Leotiomycetes, Helotiales, Mollisiaceae. The coding region runs from base 1 to 1080 and encodes 359 amino acids. The transcript is spliced from 2 exons.